AAACUAAUUGCUUCCGCUUUCUUCUCUCUUCUGUUCGGUUCCCUAUCCUUUUUAUUCUUUCCUUUUCUCUCUCGUUCUCUCUCUCACCUGACCGGGAAAACCGUUUUCCUUGUUGAUUUCCACAAAAGAAUUUGUUUCCUCUCGUUUUUUGCAAUCGGAAGUUUGUUUAGUGUGCAGAAUUUGGAGGAGAGUCCUACUGUUUGAUGUGCGGUGGAAGAAAUAUGGGGAAGCGGUGCGAAUUGUGCAAAGGAAAGGCGCGGAUACUCUGCGAAUCGGACCAGGCGCGUCUGUGCUGGAACUGCGAUGCCAGAGUGCACUCCGCCAACUUCCUGGUGGCGCGGCAUUCGAGGAACCUCCUUUGUCAAGUGUGCAAAUCUCCGACGCCGUGGUCCGCGAACGGUGCAAAGUUGAGACCUACCUUCGCGGUGUGCGAGCGGUGCGUUGAUGGUAGAAGAGGCGUUGAAAUUGAUGAGGAAGCAGAGGACGCAGCGGUGGAUGAGGAGGUGGUUGGAGAGAAUCAGGUAGUGCCGUGGUCGCCGCCGCCAGCGCCGGAGAGUAGUUCGAGCGAUGAGGAUUCCGUGAGCGGCGGAGACGCGGGGAGUUCGAUGAAGCGACGGAGAAUCGGGAGUUGUUCUUCGUGUUCUUUCUCCGAUGAAGUUCUAAGCAAUUCUUCAUCUCGUCCUAACAUCUGCACUCCUUCGCCGUCGCUCUCGGCGGCGAGUUUCUCCCACGCGCUUCUGUCACCGAUGUUGAGAAAAAAUCUAAAAACGGAGCAGGUUCGGGUCGACGCGCAUGAAUCGGACUUGGCAGAUCAGCUGCAAAGAUUCCACCGGGGCCAAACGGAUUCGAGUGGUGGUGAAAUAACUGAAUAAGUACGUUCUCAAAACCCUCCGUGGAAAACGCAGUAGUAGCAGCUAGAUUUUGAGGAUCGAAAUCCUUCUCUGACAAAGUAAUUAAGGACUGCUAAAUUUCAAGAUUGGAUUUACGAUUAGGAUUAUUCAUCAGUGUGUGAUUCCUUGGGGUUCACAAACAUUAGCCAUUUGUAUGAGUGUGUUCAUGCUACUGUUCUCCUCAAGUAUUUUAUCUUUUUUUUUUUUUUUGUCUCGGUCAAUAGAUUGAUCUGCUAAAAUUUUCCAUGAAUUUAGAAAUGUGGUAUAUAUACACAGAAUACGAUUUUUAUUUUCUCUCAUUUUAUCAAUAUUAUCAUCGAAGAGCA
Messenger RNA from Andrographis paniculata, 1216 nucleotides. Its product is annotated as zinc finger protein CONSTANS-LIKE 3-like. The record is from RefSeq and is a predicted model, not a curated record. Gene Ontology annotation, molecular function: zinc ion binding. The transcript has 2 exons. NCBI's taxonomy places the organism in Eukaryota, Viridiplantae, Streptophyta, Magnoliopsida, Lamiales, Acanthaceae. The coding region runs from base 204 to 872 and encodes 222 amino acids.